Messenger RNA from Gracilinanus agilis (Agile Gracile Mouse Opossum), 2499 nucleotides. RefSeq names its product nuclear receptor subfamily 4 group A member 1 (gene NR4A1). Gene Ontology annotation, biological process: cellular response to corticotropin-releasing hormone stimulus; regulation of transcription by RNA polymerase II. Bases 121 to 1902 code for a protein of 593 amino acids. The transcript has 7 exons. The record is from RefSeq and is a predicted model, not a curated record. Lineage: Eukaryota; Metazoa; Chordata; Mammalia; Didelphimorphia; Didelphidae. Gene Ontology annotation, cellular component: nucleus; transcription regulator complex. Gene Ontology annotation, molecular function: RNA polymerase II cis-regulatory region sequence-specific DNA binding; nuclear receptor activity; nuclear glucocorticoid receptor binding.
CUAGUGGCCCCAGGCCAGGGCCUCCCACCCCAACUCUGCCGGCCUCUCUGGCCCUCCUUACCAGGCCUGGAAUGCUUCAAGAAUGUCCUAAAUAGAACCUAAUCUGCCUUGCAGUAGGAGAUGCCCUGUAUCCCAGCCCAGUAUGGGACAUCAGCUCCGAGCCCAGGACCUCGUGACCACUUCGCAGGGGAGCCCCUGAUCCAGAGCAGGAUUGCCAUGGACCUGGUUGGCCCGGAGGUGUCCCCCACAGCCCCCACGGCGCUGCCCAGCUUCAGCACCUUCAUGGAUAGCUACAGUGGCGAGUUUGACACCUUCCUGUACCAGCUGCCACCCGGGGCCCCUCAGCCCGCGUCCUCGUCCUCGUCUUCGUCCUCCUCGUCUUCGUCCACGUCCUCAUCGUCGGCCACGUCCCCAGCCUCGUCCUCCUUCAAGUUCGAGGACUUUCAGAUCUACGGCUGCUACCCCGGCUCCUUCAGCAACCAGCUGGAGGAGACCCUGUCGUCCAGCGGCUCCGACUACUACGGCAGCCCCUGCUCCGCCCCGUCUCCAUCCACCCCCGGCUUCCAGCCCCCACAGCUAUCCGCCUGGGAGGGGAGCUCCUUCGGCCCCUUCUCCCCAAACCAGACUUACGAAGGCCUCCGCGCAUGGACGGAGCAGCUGCCCAAGGGCCGCCCCCAGCCCCCCGCCUUCUUUUCCUUCAGCCCUUCAGCAGCCCCGAGCCCCACGCUGGCCCCCAACCCCCUGAAGCUGCUCCCGCCACAGCCCGCUCACCGGCUGGGGGACGGGGAGGCCUAUGGACAGCCGGUCUUUUCUGCCCUGGCCCCCGGCUCCCCGCACCUGGACGGACCCUUGUCCCCAGCCAAGGCUCGGGGAGGGGGCCCGGGGGGCCCUGAAGGCCGCUGUGCCGUCUGUGGGGAUAAUGCCUCGUGCCAGCACUACGGGGUCCGAACCUGUGAGGGCUGCAAGGGCUUCUUCAAGCGGACGGUGCAGAAAAACGCCAAGUACGUGUGCCUGGCCAACAAGGACUGCCCCGUGGACAAGAGGCGGAGGAACCGCUGCCAGUUCUGCCGUUUCCAGAAGUGUCUGGCUGUGGGCAUGGUGAAGGAAGUGGUCCGAACGGACAGCCUGAAGGGCCGCCGGGGGCGCCUCCCCUCCAAACCCAAGCAGUCUCCGGACUCCUCUCCCGUGAACCUCCUCACGUCCCUGGUCCGGGCGCACAUCGACUCUGUGCCCAGCACUGCCAAGCUGGACUACUCCAAGUUUCAGGAGCUAGCGUUGCCCCAGUUUGGGAAGGAGGACCCCGGAGAUGUGCAGCAGUUUUACGACCUGCUGUCGGGCUCCAUGGACGUGAUCCGCAAGUGGGCUGAGAAGAUCCCAGGCUUUUCGGAGCUGCCUCCUGCGGACCAGGACCUGCUGCUGGAGUCGGCCUUCUUGGAGCUCUUCAUCCUCCGACUGGCCUACAGGUCUAAGCCUGGAGAAGGGAAGCUGAUCUUCUGCACGGGGCUGGUCCUUCAUCGGCUGCAGUGCGUGCGGGGCUUCGGGGACUGGAUCGACAGCAUCCUGGCCUUCUCUCGGUCCCUGCACAGCAUGGUCAUCGACGUCCCAGCCUUCUCCUGCCUGGCCGCCCUUGUCAUCAUCACCGACCGCCAUGGGCUGCAGGAGCCUCGGAGGGUGGAAGAGCUCCAGAACCGGAUCGCGGGCUGUCUGAAGGAGCAUGUGUCGUCCUCCCCGUCUGGGGAGCCCCAGCCCCCCAGCUGCCUGUCUCGCCUGCUGGGCAAGCUGCCCGAGCUCCGCACCCUGUGUACCCAGGGGCUGCAGCGAAUCUUCUACCUCAAACUGGAGGACCUGGUGCCACCCCCUGCCAUUGUGGAGAAGAUCUUCAUGGACACGCUGCCCUUCUGAGACCCUGCGCCCGCACACGCGCACACACCCCAUGUGCCUUCAGCUCCAGCUCUGUGCCCAGGACCCCUCCGCCCCUGCCUCCUGCUCUGCCCUGGGUUGGAGCUCUGUGCAGGUCCUCACUCCCAGGGAGCGGGGAGAGAACUGUCUAGGCCUUAAUGGGGGGGCGCCGUGGGGGAGGCUUCUCUCUCCGGCUCCCUUCCCCUCCCCGACAAAAAGGAAAAGAGAAAAGGCUAGCCAUCCCCUCUUGCUUUAAUUUUUUUGUAUAAUAAAUCUUUUUAACAAGCACGUUGUAAAUAGGCAGCAAGCUGCUGGUGUAUAUACUGGAGAGAGGAGGAGGGGAGGGAGGGAGGCCUCACCUUUCCGGGAGUUCGGACAGGGGGUGAUGAUGGGGGACACAACAGUUUGAUUCCAGACCUGUCUGAGGAUACCCUCCCCCUUUCCCUCUAUCCCUCCACCACAAUGUAAAUAAAUUGUCUGUCAUUAGAAGAAAAGACAUAGGACAGAGUCUGACGUUUAUAUUUGUGUAUUUUUCUGGAUUUAUAGUAUGUGACUUUUCUGAUUAAUAUAUUUAUUGAAUAAAAAAGACUUGUAGCUGAA